Molecule: messenger RNA, 1267 nt
Organism: Mycotypha africana
Lineage: Eukaryota; Fungi; Mucoromycota; Mucoromycetes; Mucorales; Mycotyphaceae
Product: LETM1-like protein-domain-containing protein
Exons: 6
Coding region: 262-1149 (295 amino acids)
Biological process (GO): intracellular monoatomic cation homeostasis
Cellular component (GO): mitochondrial inner membrane
Molecular function (GO): ribosome binding
Source: RefSeq, a predicted model, not a curated record
AUGGCUCAAUGAUCGCAAUGUUCAGUUUUAAACCCCUCCCCUGAACACUCCACCUUUUCGUCUCCAACACGGAAAGGUAUUUCCUUAUGCAAUAUCAGAACUUCAGCUAUCCAUCCGGCUCCGUUCCCAAGCUUCAGCACAGCAACAGUUAAUAAGUGUUUGCAACGUCCAAGUAGGAUCCUGUUUCGACAGCGUUAUUCGCCUACAGCCCCCGAACUUCCCCUACAAAGGCUUGCUGUUCGAAACUUCUCUUACAGUGUGAUGCGAUAUACUGCUCAACAUACGAAACAGACUGCAACUGUUUCUGCGGAGCAAGGCAACGAACCUGUCGUCCAUAAGACGGGCGGUCGGAUCAGCCAAUUUAUUCAGCAUUCUAAAGAGCUCGUUCGUUUUUAUAAAGAUGGAUUGAAGCAAAUAUGGUCAAAUUAUCAAUUAACAAAAGAAAUUCGAGGAAAGCUUGAGAAGGACGGUAUGGAUAGUUUGACGCGACAGGAGUUUCAGUUGUUAAGACGUUCGCAGAAAGACAUGAUCAAGUUGAUCCCCUUUGGAUUCAUCUUUAUGAUAUUACCAGAAUCAAUUCCUCUGUUUGUCAUUUUUGUCCCAGGAAUGAUUCCCAGUACUUGUUUAAAAGAGAAUCAAAUUAGAAAGCAACGUGAAAAACUGGACGAAAAACGACAGCAAAUUACCAAGUAUACCUUGAUGUCUUCAAAAAAAAUUGAAGCAAUUAAGCCUGAAGACUUUUUAUCCAAGGAUAAAUUUCGAAAACUUGCCAUUCAUUAUGGACACGAAUUCGAUCUACAAUAUAUUAUGAGGAAGAAUCUCUCAGCGUAUUGCAGGUUCAUGGGGCUCUCAGAUUUCGGCCCAGCUCCCAUGUUGAGAAAAAGGCUUGCCAAACACAUGAAUUAUUUAGACCAAGACGAUAGAUUCCUCAUCAAAGAAAAUAGUGUAGACACCUUAAGUCCAAAAGAACUUUGUCAGGCAGUAGAAGAACGUGGUAUGAGGUCCAUAGACGACGACGAAGAAAACAUGAGACGUGGUCUAAAGUAUUGGUUGAGCCUCUCACAGCCAACAAACCCUAAGCAAACCAAGAUACCACCAGGAUUACUUGUUUUUAGCAGAGUAUUUCUGCUGAAUGCAACAUAUAAAUAACUCAGUCGCAUAACACCACCCCCAUAUGGUUAGAAUGUAUGCUGUGCUAAACUUGGUCUCGAAAUGUGUUGGAACAAAUUCCUGUGGGCAUUCGUGUAAAUAAUAGAAUAGAACAAAU